Microtus ochrogaster (prairie vole) is the source of this 2833-nucleotide messenger RNA. It is a transcript of the gene Med12l, whose product is annotated as mediator of RNA polymerase II transcription subunit 12-like protein. Gene Ontology annotation, cellular component: mediator complex. The transcript has 17 exons. Gene Ontology annotation, biological process: positive regulation of transcription by RNA polymerase II. The record is from RefSeq and is a predicted model, not a curated record. NCBI's taxonomy places the organism in Eukaryota, Metazoa, Chordata, Mammalia, Rodentia, Cricetidae. Gene Ontology annotation, molecular function: transcription factor binding; transcription coactivator activity; beta-catenin binding. The coding region runs from base 524 to 2833 and encodes 769 amino acids.
UUAACCCUACUGCAGGCUGGGGCUCGGGGCCCGCGGACUGCGCGCUCUGCGGCUGCGAAAACCCGGAGAGGCGGAUGGGAGCGCUCGAGGCGCUCGCAGCCAACUCCUCCGCGGUCCGGUCGCCAAGCUGGGCAUGCUCAGUGCGGCCGCCGCGCCGCCGUCCGCCAACUCGGGAGCUCGCGCUCCCGGGCCGUGGGGGCGAGAACGCCGGCGGUGGCGGCGGCGAGCGACGCCCCCAGGCAGUCGCAAACUUCGCGGCGGCGUCCGCAGUCUGGCGAGACACACACCUCGCAACGUCAAAUCCAAAUCCCUUCCCCUACCUGAGCGAUGGAGGCCGAGGCCACCGCCAGAGCGUCCCGGCCGCCCGCCCCUGCCUAGCGGCUAGCUGAGGGGACCAACAGCGCCACGGCGAGCGAGAGUGGAGGGGCGAGCGAGUCUGUCUGCAAAGUGCUGCUCCCUGGUGCUCAGAGGCGGCUGCUCCAGCUCCAACUCUCAUUCAUUUCGCCGGUUAACAUGAGAGAUCAUGGCCGCCUUCGGGCUUCUCAGUUAUGAACAGAGACCGCUGAAGCGCCCGCGGCUCGGGCCGCCCGAUGUCUACCCGCAGGACCCCAAGCAGAAGGAGGAUGAACUUACUGCUGUGAACGUAAAACAGGGUUUCAACAAUCAGCCAGCCUUCACUGGAGACGAACAUGGCUCUGCGAGAAACAUUGUAAUCAACCCCUCAAAGAUCGGCGCAUACUUCAGCAGCAUAUUGGCUGAGAAACUAAAGCUUAACACUUUCCAGGACACCGGAAAGAAGAAACCCCAAGUUAAUGCUAAAGAUAAUUACUGGCUGGUUACUGCUCGGUCUCAGAGUGCAAUUCAUAGUUGGUUCUCUGACUUAGCAGGGAAUAAACCACUUGCUGUUUUGGCGAAAAAGGAGCUGCCUCUGGCCAAGUCAGGUGUCCCUCAGGUCCCCAUCCUUAGUAAAAAAGAGGACGUUUUUGCAUAUUUAGCUAAGUAUUCUGUGCCAAUGGUUCGAGCAACGUGGCUGAUCAAGAUGACUUGUGCCUAUUAUUCUGCUAUUUCUGAAGCUAAGAUUAAGAAGCGCCAGGCUCCAGAUCCCAAUUUGGAGUGGACGCAAAUAUCUACCAGGUACCUUAGAGAGCAGCUGGUCAAGAUCUCUGACUUUUACCACAUGGCCUCCAGUACAGGUGACGGUCCUGUCCCCGUGCCACCAGAGGUCGAGCAAGCCAUGAAGCAGUGGGAGUACAAUGAGAAGCUGGCUUUUCACAUGUUCCAGGAAGGGAUGUUGGAAAAACAUGAGUAUUUGACGUGGAUCCUGGACGUCCUAGAAAAGAUCAGACCAGUGGACGACAACCUUCUCAAGCUCCUUCUGCCACUGAUGCUGCAGUACUCAGAUGAGUUUGUCCAGUCUGCCUACCUGUCUCGUCGUCUAGCGUACUUUUGUGCCCGGCGUCUUUCCUUGCUGCUGAGUGAUAGCCCCAACCUCCUUGCUGCUCACUCACCCCACAUGAUAAUCGGAGCAAACAACACGAGUAUUGGGACCCCCAGUCCUGGCACCCCUGGCCCUGGUAUGAGCCCCAUGCAGCUGGCCUUCUCGGAUUUCCUUUCCUGUGCGCAACAUGGCCCUUUGGUUUAUGGACUUAGUUGUAUGUUGCAGACUGUCACUCUGUGUUGCCCAAGUGCCUUGGUGUGGAACUAUUCCACAAACGAAAAUAAGAUCGCAAACCCAGGCUCUCCCCUGGAUCUGCUGCAGGUUGCCCCUUCCAGCCUCCCCAUGCCGGGUGGGAAUACGGCUUUCAAUCAGCAGGUUCGGGCAAGGAUUUAUGAGGUAGAACAGCAGAUCAAACAGCGAGGCCGUGCAGUAGAGGUCCGGUGGUCUUUUGACAAGUGUCAGGAGUCGACAGCAGGGGUGACUAUUAGUCGGGUUUUGCACACACUGGAAGUCUUGGACCGUCAUUGCUUUGACCGCACUGAUUCCAGCAAUUCGAUGGAGACCCUCUAUCAUAAAAUUUUCUGGGCGAACCAAAACAAAGAUAGCCAAGAGGUCGCUCCCAAUGAUGAAGCGGUGGUGACGUUGUUAUGUGAGUGGGCCGUGAGCUGCAAACGAUCUGGCAAGCACAGGGCCAUGGCCGUGGCGAAACUCCUGGAGAAAAGGCAAGCAGAGAUCGAGGCAGAGAGAUGUGGCGACUCCGAAGUCCUGGAUGAGAAGGAGUCAAUUUCUUCAGCCUCGCUUGCUGGGUCUAGCUUGCCUGUUUUCCAGAAUGUUUUACUAAGAUUUUUAGAUACACAGGCCCCAUCACUGUCGGACCCCAACAGCGAGUGCGAGAAGGUGGAAUUUGUGAACUUGGUGCUGCUCUUCUGUGAGUUUAUCCGCCACGACGUCUUCUCCCAUGAUGCGUACAUGUGCACCCUCAUCUCGCGAGGAGAUCUGUCUGUCACUGCCUCUGCAGGAGAAAAUGCAGACGAACACUAUUCCAAGGACCAUGAUAUGAAGAUGGAGGAACACAGUAUCAUGGCGCACAUGGGCCUCGGCUCAGGAACCGCUCACAUUUUUGACGAAGUAGACAAGAGUGACUUUAAAAGUGACUUUGGUUCUGAGUUUCCAAUUUUCUCUCCCAUGCCUGGAGAGACCUGUGAGAAUGCCAACCCUUCCCUGAGCCGAAGAAUGUCGGUUAAUGGUGAGAAACUGCUGAAGAGAGAAAAACCAAGGGAGUUGAUCUUUCCGUCAAAUUACGACCUCCUCCGCCACCUGCAGUACGCAACCCACUUUCCCAUACCUCUGGUAAGUCACGGUUUUCUUUCUUUCUUUCUUUCCUUCUUUCUGUAA